AGUCUGAUUUGAUAUUCACGCGUGAUAAGUAAGUACACAACCGGUGUGAAAGUGACCGACACAACACUCUCACGGUCAAAAACUACACAUUCUCCUGUCUGAAAAUAAACCCAAAACGCACCGUUUGGUCGUCUCAGUCCUCUAGCACGAGGUCCACGAGCAUCAUCUUACGUUUGCCUUAUUUAUCAUCUCUCUCUCUCUUCACUCUACAAAAAUCCAAACAAAGAAACAAAAUAAAAUUUAAAAAAACAAAAAUGUUCAUAGCAUCUCCGGUGAAGACGAACUUCCACGGCGCCAGCCUAGUGAGAUCUCCGGCGUUUCCUGCUCUUCCACGGCGGCGAACACACCAAGUUCUUCUUUCAAGAAAACUGGUUCGAGCUGUGAUCAGCCGAGAAGAAAAGGCGGUGGAUCAAGAAGACGGCAAAAAAAGUACAAACAAACCACUUAUAAAUUCUUCUCCGUUUCCAUGGCAACAAAGAUCUAAGUAUACGGGAUCAAAGACGGUCACGGCCGUUGUAAAGAUCAGGAAGAAGAUGAAAGAGAAGCUUACUGAGAGAUUUGAACAUCAGUUAGAGCUAUUUAUGAAAGCCAUCGGCCAAGGGAUGUUGAUUCAGCUUGUCAGUGAAGAAAUCGAUCCUGAAACUGGUAAAGGUCGUAGGAGUUUAGAAACACCGGUGCUUGGACUCCCAAAGGCUGUGAAAGAUCCGAGAUGCCUUGAAUUCACAGCUGACUUUACUGUACCGUUUGACUUUGGUAAACCUGGUGCCAUUCUUGUCACCAAUCUCCUCUCCACUGAGAUUUGCUUGUCAGAGAUUAUCAUCCGUGAUUCCGGUGAGAACAUUCUCUUCCCUGGAAACACUUGGAUUCAUUCUAGGAAUGAUAAUCCUCAAGCUAGGAUUAUCUUCAGAAGUCAACCAUGCCUACCUUUGCAUACUCCUGAUGGGAUCCAAGAGCUACGGGAAAAGGACUUGGUCAGUGUACGUGGUGACGGUAAAGGCGAGAGAAAGCCUCAUGAGAGGGUUUAUGAUUACGAUGUUUACAAUGAUUUGGGAGAUCCACGUAAAAAAGAACGAAUUAGGCCAGUUCUUGGAGUUCCAGAGACGCCUUAUCCAAGACGCUGCAGGACUGGCCGGCCUCUUGUUUCAAACGAUCCACCGUGUGAGAGCAGAGGAAAGGAGAAGGAAGAGUUUUAUGUUCCAAGAGACGAAGUGUUUGAGGAAAUCAAGAGAGAUACCUUUAGAGCUGGAAGAUUUAAGGCUCUCUUUCACAACCUUGUGCCAUCUAUUGCAGCAGCAUUGUCGAACUUAGACAUCCCCUUCACAUGUUUCUCUGAUAUCGACAAUUUAUAUAAAUCUAACAUUGUCUUGGGACAUACCGAGCCAAAAGACACGGGCUUUGGCGGCUAUAUUGGUGGUUUCAUGAAUGGGAUCCUCAACGUUACAGAGACAUUGCUAAAAUAUGACACUCCAGCCGUUAUAAAAUGGGACAGGUUUGCGUGGCUGAGAGACAAUGAAUUUGGACGUCAAGCUCUUGCUGGUGUCAACCCUGUAAACAUUGAGCUACUGAAGGAGCUACCUAUUCGAAGCAAUCUUGACCCGGCUCUAUAUGGACCUCAAGAAUCAGCUCUCACAGAAGAAGUGAUAGCUCGAGAGGUUGAACACUACGGAACGACCAUAGAAAAGGCGCUUGAAGAGAAGAGAUUGUUUCUUGUGGAUUACCAUGACAUGCUCUUGCCAUUUGUAGAGAAGAUAAACUCCAUCAAAGAAGAUCCAAGAAAGACAUAUGCGUCAAGAACAAUCUUCUAUUACUCAAAGAACGGAGCACUGCGGCCAUUGGCCAUAGAGCUCUCUCUGCCUCCCUCAGCCGAAUCCGAGAACAAGUUUGUUUAUACUCACGGUCAUGACGCUACUACUCAUUGGAUUUGGAAACUAGCCAAAGCUCAUGUCUGCUCAAACGAUGCUGGUGUUCACCAACUAGUGAACCACUGGCUAAGGACUCAUGCUUCCAUGGAGCCUUACAUCAUUGCUACUAACAGACAGUUGAGUACAAUGCAUCCGGUUUACAAGCUGCUUCACCCUCACAUGCGCUACACGCUAGAAAUCAAUGCCCGUGCGCGUAAAAGCUUAAUCAAUGGAGGAGGAAUUAUCGAAAGUUGCUUCACUCCCGCAAAAUACGCAAUGGAACUUAGCUCUGCUGCAUACAAGAGUAUGUGGCGGUUUGACAUGGAAGGACUUCCUGCUGAUCUUGUUCGGAGGGGAAUGGCAGAGGAGGAUUCAUCAGCCGAAUGUGGCGUGAAGCUUGUGAUCGAAGAUUAUCCAUAUGCAGCAGAUGGUCUUUUGAUAUGGAAGGCCAUCAAGGACCUAGUGGAAUCCUAUGUGAAACACUUUUACUCUGAGUCCAAAUCCAUAACCUCUGACAUGGAGCUCCAAGCUUGGUGGGAUGAGAUCAAGAACAAAGGUCACUACGACAAAAAAGACGAGCCUUGGUGGCCCAAACUCAACACAACACAAGACUUGUCCCAAAUCCUAACCAACAUGAUAUGGAUUGCCUCGGGUCAACACGCAGCCAUUAACUUCGGGCAGUACCCGUUCGGAGGGUAUGUCCCAAACCGACCUACUCUGUUGAGGAAACUUAUACCCCACGAAACUGAUCCGGACUACGAAAUGUUCAUGCGAAACCCUCAGUAUAGCUUCCUAAGCUCUCUACCAACACAGCUCCAAGCAACCAAAGUGAUGGCGGUCCAAGAAACGCUCUCGACACAUUCCGCAGACGAAGAGUAUUUGAUCGAGCUAGGAGAAGUGCAGAGACAUUGGUUCCAAGAUGAAGAAGUGGUUAAGUAUUUUAACAAGUUCUCGGAAGAACUUGUGGAGAUAGAGAAGACGAUCAACAAGAGAAACAAGGAUAAAAAACUCAAGAACAGAACAGGUGCUGGGAUGCCUCCUUAUGAACUACUUCUCCCUACUUCACCACAUGGAGUCACUGGCCGUGGUAUUCCCAAUAGCAUAUCCAUUUAGAUGUAUAAAUGCACAACAGAUUUAUAUCAUUAUUAUGUCUUAUAUGGUGGUAGAGUCUAUUAUGAGGCAUAUCUUACUUUCUUUUUUUCCAAUGUAUCAUAUAAUAAUAUAUAUAUAUAUAUAUAUAUCCAAUAAGUUUUAAUCAUCUUUCACUA
Molecule: messenger RNA, 3169 nt
Organism: Camelina sativa (false flax)
Lineage: Eukaryota; Viridiplantae; Streptophyta; Magnoliopsida; Brassicales; Brassicaceae
Source: RefSeq, a predicted model, not a curated record